AUGAGAGCUGCGUGGUGUUUAGUUUUUAUAUCCAUUGGAGUUGUUUGUGGAGUACUUGUUGAGGACUUUCAGGUAGUUCUCAUUCCUCAAGAAGCGGGAGCUGAAAUCGCCAAAGUAUCGUCGGAUUGUGUUAAAAAAAUGAAUUUGGAGCCCGACAUAAUGGAGAGAUAUUUCGCCUGGGAAUUAGAAGACUCUGAGACUAAUAGAAAAUAUAUAUUCUGUCUUGAAAAUAACUCGGGAUAUAUGGAUGACAAUGGAUACAUUGUUAAAGAUAAACUACUUCAAAUUGUAGGACCACAUGAAGCGAAAGUAGACGCCGUUGCUGAAGAAUCUGCAUUUUCUGACUUAUUGUUCAUAGUUUGUGCUGGCACUACUAAAACAGAACCAGAAGACUUCACACAACCUGAUGAUGAAAAUUUGGUUCAAAAAGAAUCAUUAAUUUAUGAAAAUUAUCAAAAUAAAAUAAUUGAUAAUAUUCUGCAAACUAGUGACACCAACGAAUAUUGGCUAUUCACUAGGCAAAAUCCAAUAAUACCCGAAAUUAUUGUCAAGGACGAUCUUGUUUCCUUAUGGAGAUCCAACUAUAAUGGCAGCAAGCCGUUGAAAGUAAUUGCCCACGGAUGGACUUUUGAUGGUCUUGCACCAGUUAACACAAUGAUCACAGCUGCUUAUUUAGAUACUGAUGACGUCAACGUAAUCGUUCUUGACUGGGGUAGAAGCGCCGAGGGAAGUUACUUAAACGCUUCUUUAAGAGUACCACGUGUAGGGCGCUAUUUAGGAAACUUCUUGCAAUGGUUGAUCACUUUUGGAGGUGGUAGCUGGGACAAUGUGCAUCUCAUCGGUUUUAGUCUAGGAGCACAUGUAGUUGGUAAUGCUGGACGACAAUUAGGCGGUCAAGUUAGAAGAAUUACAGGACUAGACCCUGCUGGUCCGUUCUGGGGUAACUCUUUUGCAUUGAACAAACGAUCCGGCCAGUACGUAGAAGCUAUACACACAAACAUUUUAUUCCGGGGAGUUAUUGAACCUGUAGGACACACCGAUUUUUAUCCAAAUGGUGGACUUAUCCAGCCAAGCUGUGACACAAAUACCUGUGCUCACAAUCGAGCUUAUGAAUUAUUUGCUUCUAGCGUACGAACAGAUCAUUUUGUUGGGAAAAAAUGCUUAGAUCUUAGACAAGCCCUUAUAAACCAAUGCAAUGGCGAAAUUUUAAAUAUGGGAAAUGCAGAUUUAACAAAAACGGGUGCUAUUCCUCUAGUACCAGGGGAUAACAGUCACUACGUAGAGGGUGUGAGUCGCUACAUCUGGAUGCCUGAUGGCAAUGGUAACCCACAUCUUGUAGAUCUUCACGCCCCUGCAGAUGAAGAUUUCCUGGUGAGCAGAAAUGGAGCUCUUAAUGAAUAUUGGCUUUUCACCAGACAAAACCCCACCAACCACCAAGUACUGGUAAAUGGAGACGCAAACUCAAUCACCAACUCCAACUACAGAGGAGACCGACCAACCAAAGUCUUAGUGCAUGGAUGGAACAGUAACGGCAACACGAACAUGAACCCUCUUAUAACGUCAGCAUUCCUUGCCGUCUCAGAUGUCAAUGUCAUUAUUCUUGAUUGGAGAAGUUCUGCUUCAGGAUUAUACACCACCUCAGUACUUGCUGUUCCCGGUGUAGGUGUGCAUCUCGCUAAUUUCCUUACUUUCCUUUUCGACACUGCUGGGGGCGACUGGGGCAAUGUUCACUUGAUUGGCCACAGCUUGGGCGCUCACGUAGUUGGUAACGCAGGCCGCGCUGCUCCAACACUCCCUACUCGUGUGACUGGCCUCGACCCCGCUGGACCUCAAUGGGGAGGAAAUUCAAACGCUUUGAACCGCAACUCGGGUGUGUACGUUGAGUCUAUCCACACGGAUGGUGGUCUACUCGGUAUCAUGGAUCCUAUUUCCCACGGCGACUUUUAUCCCAAUGGAGGUAGAAAUCGUCAACCAGGAUGCUUAACUAGUUUGUGCUCUCACAGUCGCGCACCAGAAUUAUUUGCUUCCUCUGUUGCGACAAACCACUUAGUUGCAAGACUUUGUAAUAGUUUUAGUGAAGCUGAAAACGUUCAAUGUUCGGGAGCCGCACUUCACCUUGGAAACGGUGACCUAAAUAAACGAGGUGCUAUUCCUCUAAUACCAGGGGAUAACAGUCACUACGUAGAGGGUGUGAGUCGCUACAUCUGGAUGCCUGAUGGCAAUGGUAGCCCACAUCUUGUAGAUCUUCACGCUCCUGCAGAUGAAGAUUUCCUGGUGAGCAGAAAUGGAGCUCUUAAUGAAUAUUGGCUUUUCACCAGACAAAACCCCACAAGCCGCCAAGUACUGGUAAAUGGAAACGCAAACUCAAUCCAUAACUCCAACUACAGAGGAGACCGACCAACCAAAGUCGUAGUGCAUGGAUGGAACAGUGACGGCAACACGAACAUGAACCCUCUUAUAACGUCAGCAUUCCUUGCCGUCUCAGAUGUCAAUGUCAUUAUUCUUGAUUGGAGAAGUACUGCUUCAGGAUUGUACACCACCUCAGUACUUGCUGUUCCCGGUGUAGGUGUGCAUCUCGCUAAUUUCCUUACUUUCCUUUUCAACACCGCUGGGGGCAACUGGGGCAAUGUUCACUUGAUUGGCCACAGCUUGGGCGCUCACGUAGUUGGAAACGCAGGCCGCGCGGCUCCAACACGCCCUACUCGUGUGACUGGCCUCGACCCUGCUGGACCUCAAUGGGGAGGAAAUGCAAACGCUUUGAACCGCAACUCGGGUGUGUACGUUGAGUCUAUCCACACGGAUGGUGGUCUACUCGGUAUCAUGGAUCCUAUUUCCGACGCUGACUUUUAUCCCAAUGGAGGUAGAAAUCGUCAACCCGGAUGCGCAACUAGUGUGUGCUCUCACAGUCGCGCACCAGAAUUAUUUGCUUCCUCUGUUAGGACAAACCACUUAAUUGGAAGACUUUGUAAUAAUUUUAGUGAAGCUGAAAACGUUCGAUGUUCGGGAGCCGCACUUCACCUUGGAAACGGCAACUUAAAUAAACGAGGGCAAGGACUUUAUGGACUAACUACUGGAAGCUCGUGGCCUUUU
Molecule: messenger RNA, 3090 nt
Organism: Brenthis ino (lesser marbled fritillary)
Lineage: Eukaryota; Metazoa; Arthropoda; Insecta; Lepidoptera; Nymphalidae
Source: the annotation of a GenBank genome assembly